This is a messenger RNA of Brachypodium distachyon (stiff brome), 1309 nucleotides long. RefSeq names its product sulfofructose kinase. The record is from RefSeq and is a predicted model, not a curated record. Lineage: Eukaryota; Viridiplantae; Streptophyta; Magnoliopsida; Poales; Poaceae. Bases 68 to 1147 code for a protein of 359 amino acids. The transcript has 10 exons. Gene Ontology annotation, molecular function: kinase activity.
CCGCAGUUUUACUUUACGGGAACUUCCUUCUUCUUCUUCCACUCUCCUCCGUCGCCGCCCACCUCCCAUGGCCGCCUCCGCCUCCCACAUGCCCAACCCCAUCCUGCUGGGCUGCGGCGCCGUCUCCGUGGACUACCUCGCCACCGUCGCCUCCUUCCCCAGCCCCGACGACAAGGUCCGCAGCCUCGCGCUCAAGGUCCAGGGAGGCGGAAACGCCGGCAACGCGCUCACCGCUGCUGCUCGCCUGGGCCUCGCUCCAAGGAUUAUAUCCAAGGUGUCCAAUGAUGCACUUGGUAGAAGCAUUCUCAAGGAGCUGCAGGACGACGGGGUUGACACUUCCUAUCUCAUGGUUGCAGAGGACGGGAAUUCGCCCUUCACCUAUAUAAUCGUCGACAACCAGACGAAGACUCGCACUUGUAUACACACCCCUGGUUAUCCCCCAAUGAGGCCAGAGGAGCUCACAAAGGAAAACCUGUUUGCUGCUCUACAUGGUGCAGACAUGGUGUAUUUCGAUGUUAGGCUGCAUGAGACUGCUUUGCUUGUUGCAGAAGAGGCAAGCCAAAGGAAAAUUCCUAUCUUGGUCGAUGUUGAGAAAAAGAGAGAUGGAUUGGAUGAGCUUCUUAAUUUUGCAACAUAUGUUGUAUGUUCUGCAAAAUUUCCUCAGGCUUGGACAGGAGCCUCAUCAACACCAGUUGCUUUGGUGCACAUGCUUCUGAGGUUACCUAAUAUCAAGUUUGUUAUUGUAACCCGAGGAGAAAAAGGUUGCUUAAUGCUUGAAAGAAGCAUGACUGACGCUUCUGAGACCGAGGAAAUUGAUGUGGAAGGUCUGCUGGAAUCAUUGGAACAGAAAGUUGAUUCGAGUUCUAGCAUGCCAAAAUGCAUUGUUUCCAAGUCAAAUUUGAGAAUAAGUGCAGACGGCGUAGGCUCGAUGAGUGGCAGGUUAGUUUUAGGCACAGCUGAACUUAUACCCUCUGAAGAGCUCGUCGAUACAACUGGUGCCGGGGAUGCAUUCAUUGGAGCCGUUCUAUACGGUUUAUGCACCGGGAUGCCAGUCGAGAAGAUGCUGCCAUUUGCAGCACAAGUGGCUGCUUGCGGGUGCAGAGCUCUGGGGGCCAGGGCUGGUCUUCCUCGUCGCCUCUCCCUCUAGCCUCUUGUCAUCCAACAGAUCUUGUCUUUGUUGCUUGCCUUUGCCUGUGCCGUGACAAAAAACGAGACUUUGUAUUUUGUAUGUAAUGAUACCGUAUAUGCUCAGGAAUGUUGGUGUUUCUGCUCGUGAGUGCAAAGGUUGAUCAUGAAAAGGCUUUGGCUA